CACAGCAGUCAGUGGGCCCAUCUCUCACUUGCGCUCGCGACGUGUCUUCACUUGAAACCUUGGCGUGUAGUGUCAUUGCUCACUGCUGUGUCGAAGUAUCAAGUCAAGCCCAGCCCUUAAAUCUACGACAAGACAUUUGAAUCGAGUCCUCCGCAGCUAAAUAGCUGUGCUUCAGCAGUAGUAGAGCGGGGUGCCACCUCUUCAAGGACUGCUGCUGCGAUGACGAUGCGAGCACCACCUUGCUCGCCAGCCCUGCUACGAUUUGUCGCAUUGGUCCUGGCAACGCUCACAGUUAUCCCCAGCAGUCUUGCCUUCGUUGCAACGUCCUCCGGGAGGCUGAGCUUUAAAACGCAACCGCGAUGCGGCGGCAGCAGCGUCAUGUUUUCGAGAGCGAGGCGACCAUCUAGCAAUGCCAACCGCCGACCGGUGGGUGGUAGUAGCGUUGGCGGGAGCGUGAGGGGAGGGACAACCGCGACCAGGUUGAUAAUGGGGGCUGGCAAUAUAUCGGAGGACGCUGACGGAGAAGAGUCCUCAGACUACUCGGCAUGGCCAGCGAUCAACCGCAAGGCGAUCGGGGCGUUGGCCAGCGUCGGGGCCCUCGAGUCGGCGUACCUCACGUACCAGAAGAUCCACCCGGCAGGGCUCGACCUCCUGUGCGGGGCCAGCGGAGGCUGCCUCGAUGUCCUCAACGGACCGUACUCGAACGUGUUGGGCGUCCCGUUAUCAGCAUUCGGCACGCUGGGGUACCUGGCGGCGGCAGGGUUGGCCGUCGUUCCGCUGUUUGCCAAGGAAGAGUCCGCUUCAGUCGACAAGACCACGCGCUCGUUGUUGCUGGUUGUAACCACUGCCAUGGGCGUGUUCUCGCUGUACCUUUUGAGCUUACUCAAGUUCAAGAUCGGCUACCCAUGCCCCUGGUGUCUCACGUCGGCUGGGCUAUCGCUCUCGAUGUGCAUCGUGGCGUGGACGAAAAGGGCCGUACCGGAGAAGACCAAGGCAGCGGUCGUGGGGGCCUGCACGACGCUCAUCACCGCCUUCGCGUGCUUGGCUGUCUUCGUGGUCACCGAGACUGCUCUCGACAUCCGACAGGCGGAGGCAUCCCCCGGCGAGCUUGUCGGGGUCCAGCUCGUGGCACCGCCGUUGAUCGACACGGAGUCAUCGCCUCAGGCGCUUCGGAUUGGGAAGAAGCUUAAGUCCCUGGACGCUAAGAUGUACGGGGCGUACUGGUGCACCCAUUGCUUUAACCAAAAGGAGAUGCUGGGCAAGGAGGCCAUGUCGAAGGUCAAGUACAUCGAGUGUUCCAACCGUGGGGUGGACAACCAGGUUGACAUGUGCAAGGCCGCUGACAUCCCGGGUUUCCCUACGUGGGACAUUGACGGGAAGCUGUACCCGGGCGAGCAGACCUUGGAAGAGCUAGAGGAGAUCGUAGGUCUCGCGCCCUAUAAAGGAUGAAGAUGUUGCCGCUUCCCAUGACAUGUAACAGGGGUUCGAAUCCCGGCGUUAGCGAGCUUGUCUUGCAAAGUGAGUUCUUCCGUUCCUGGCCUAGUGGAUAGCGCUCGAUUGUGUGUACAGAGGGAAGAGAGUGCUGAACUCUUCUCGCCAUAAAAAAUCGAAGGCAACGUACCGCAGGAGGGGAGGGUAGAGAGGGGCCCUUCUGUGUGACCACGGGUUGGAGUAAACGGCACGAGUGGUGUGAGCGCUGAUUUGAAGUGAACACAAAAAAUAACAAAUAACGUCUCUUACGAGUUAGUCUAUGGUGCAGGCAGCCAUCACUCUCAGGUGGGGGUUGAUUCCUAGGCGGCGGAACUAACGUCGUAGUGUGGUCGAAUAAAACGUGGUAUGGAAAUCGCAUAGAGUAUCAGGCUGGCUUGGCUUCAACCGCGUGGAAUACUGACUUCUUCGUGCGUGAUCGGUGUGAAGAACAUGCCAGCCUUGACCUCUGACUUUUCAGCACCCAUGCGUUUUCCUGACGCUGUGAUUUUAUGUUGUGUCUGGUACGUUGAGUUUCGGCGAUAAUGCCCCGUUUUGUCUAGGCACAGACUACCCCUUAGUGUACGCAAAGAAGUAUCUUUACCACGGAAAAAUACCAGGCACGGUGCACGCCCACCCUAACCGAACUUCGAAAAACCUGCGUAGGCUACUUCUGUUGUUGCUUGCCUGUCGACCCAUGGCGAUUCGAAGAAACAUUUCUUCUGAUGUGCGAUUAGCCCGGGGAUCGAUAUCUCAGUUGAUUGCUAAAUACAUCUUUGAUAUGCCUACCACGGAUUCUUACAUGUGGCAGAGAUGGUCUUGUU
This is a messenger RNA of Ectocarpus sp. CCAP 1310/34, 2291 nucleotides long. The record is from the annotation of a GenBank genome assembly. NCBI's taxonomy places the organism in Eukaryota, Phaeophyceae, Ectocarpales, Ectocarpaceae.